AUGAUAUGUAAUAGAUUGAGCUUGAUUUUGCCUGAGAUAAUUGCUGAGAAUCAAGGAGCUUUUGUAAAGGAAAGAUUUAUAGCUCACAACAUAAUGGUCUGUCAGGACUUGGUGAGACACUAUGGGAGGAAAAAUAGCAAGCCAAGUUGUAUCAUGAAGCUAGACUUAAAAAAAGCUUAUGCUACAAUUGAAUGGGAGUUUCUAGAAGAAAUGCUAAAGGCUCUUAACUUCCCUGAAAAGUUUGUGAGUCUUAUCAUGCUAUGUGUGAAAACUCCAAAGUUCACUUUAAUGAUAAAUGGCUCUAUGCAUGGUUAUUUUAGCUCUAAAAGGGGACUAAGGCAGGGAGACCCUAUUUCACCUCUCUUAUUUGUCAUCUGCAUUGAAUAUUUGUCAAGGCUUAUGGGGACUUUGGAGAGUCAUCCACAUUUCAAUUAUCAUCUAAGAUGUAAAAAGAGCAAAUUGAAUCGUAUGGUGUUUGCUGAUGAUAUAAUAUUAUGCUGUGAAGGGAAUUUCCCCUCUGUUUAUACAAUGCUAAAGGCAUUCAAACUGUUCUCAGCUACUUCUGGUUUACAAAUUAGUGAACAAAAGUUAGACUUUUAUACAGCAGGGGUUAAUCAGGAGUGUAUUCAGAGAAUCAAAGCUGUUACACAGUUCACUUACAGCAAGCUUCCAUUUAAGUAUCUUGGUGUGCCUGUGUGUGCAAGAAAAAUCAGGGUGGCUGAAUGUAAUGGGAUUAUUGAGAAGAUGUGUGCAAGGAUAAAAGUUUGGAGUAGUAGGAAUCUAUCAUACAUGGCUAGAGUUACUCUAGUGAACUCAGUUCUACUUAGCAUCCAUCAAUAUUGGGCUCAAAUGUUUAUCAUUCCAAAAGCUGUUUUAAAAGAAAUUGAGAAAAUUUGUAGAGCUUUCCUUUGGACUGGAGAAUGGAGCAGUAAUAAAUCAGGUAAUAUAGCUUGGGAGCAUGUUUGCUUACCUAAGCAAGCAGGGGGUGUGGGUUUUAGAAAAAUCCAACUCUGGAAUGUGGCUGCACUAGCCAAAUAUGUUUGGGCUAUUUCUACAAAACAGGAUAACCUGUGGGUGAAAUGGGUGCAUGAGGUAUAUGUAAAAGAAAAUAGCUGGUGGGAUUAUGAUUCUCCAAUUGAUAGCUGUUGGUACUGGAAACAAAUUUGCAAAGUUAAAAGCAAAGUGAAAUUGCUAUAUAGUGAGAACGAAUGGAAGAGUAUGACUAAAUUUUGUGUGCAGAAAGUCUACAAAAAACUGCUUGGGGAACACCCUGUUGUGCACUGGGACAAACUAAUAUGGAAUAGAUUAGUGAUCCCAAAGCACAGGAUGAUAGGUUGGCUGGUGAUGAAACAAAGGCUAAGAACUUUAGACAUUCUGGUGAAGAUUGGAGUUCAGGAUUCAAGCUCCUGUCAGUUGUGUGAGCAUGGUAAUGAAAGCCAUAAUCACCUCUUCUUCCAAUGUCCAUACUCAGCUCAAUGUCUUAGCCUGAUUAGGGGCUGGCUUGGAAUGAAAAAUCAUCAUAACAUAUUUGCACGACAGCUGAAUUUUAUUAUGAAGAGCAAGAGAUCAGGGCUGCAAAAAAGAGUUCUGGCUGCUGUUUAUAAUGGGCUGGUAUACCAGCUUUGGUGGGCUAGAAAUGAAGCCAUCUGGAAUCAUGUUGUAUGGAAACCAGAAAUCAUAUUCAAGAAACUGAAGCAGCUAGUGCAGCAAAGAAUCAGACUAGUGCUUCCUCAGAAAAUUAGUGCUAGAGAUCAAAGUUGGAUAGAUCAAAAGCUGAUGAAUGUAUAG
This is a messenger RNA of Beta vulgaris subsp. vulgaris (sugar beet), 1788 nucleotides long. RefSeq lists its product as uncharacterized. The transcript has a single exon. The record is from RefSeq and is a predicted model, not a curated record. The coding region runs from base 1 to 1788 and encodes 595 amino acids. NCBI's taxonomy places the organism in Eukaryota, Viridiplantae, Streptophyta, Magnoliopsida, Caryophyllales, Amaranthaceae.